Messenger RNA from Leishmania braziliensis MHOM/BR/75/M2904, 4722 nucleotides. Its product is annotated as putative ABC transporter. NCBI's taxonomy places the organism in Eukaryota, Euglenozoa, Kinetoplastea, Trypanosomatida, Trypanosomatidae. Gene Ontology annotation, cellular component: membrane. Gene Ontology annotation, biological process: transmembrane transport. The record is from RefSeq and is a predicted model, not a curated record. The transcript has a single exon. The coding region runs from base 1 to 4722 and encodes 1573 amino acids. Gene Ontology annotation, molecular function: ATP binding; ATP hydrolysis activity; ABC-type transporter activity.
AUGCUGCACGAGGCCGUCAACGAAGAGCUGCCAAUGGAAAUGGCGCCGGCGCAGCUGUCCACACCGUCACCGCCGUGGCGACACAACCACCAAUCAGACCCGCUGCACGACUAUCGCACGGAGCACUUGAAGUUGCAGGAGCGGCUGGCAGAGAUGUGGGGACCGGAGGCGCCGUACACGCCUGUGCCGGAGGAGACAUCGUCGUGGUUCCAGCGGUACUACUACGGGUGGGUGUACGAGACAGUGCUGCUGGCGUCGAAGGAGCAACUGGUGCGCGAGGUGCUGCCGCCACCAACGCAGGAUGCGCGUGCGCACGAGUGCGGGCUGCGGCUGUCGCGUGCUGUGCAGGCCGCCAUGUACGACCGGAACGCGUGGAACUGCAUGGUUGGGGCGGAGGUCGCGAGCACGCUGGACCCCGCGAGCCGCGGCAUUCUGCGCUGGGUUGGCCUGCCGCAGCAGGGUGGCUACACGCGGAUGAUGGCUGGCGUGGAGUGGAGCGUGCCGCCGACUGCGCGCACCGCUGAGAGGUCCAACGACAGCGGUGCGUCGCCGUUCUUCAACGGCAUUGCGCACGGCGAGCACCUGUUCACGCCUGGGCACAGUGACAUGUCGACGCUGGAGGAUUCUACGAUGGUGACGUUGAACCUGACAAAUUGUGGCGGCGUGGUGCGGAUCCCGACCCCUAAGUGCGUACCGCUAAGAUGCCUUCUGGCUUUAAAGUUACCCUACUACCUGUGGAUGCAAGUGCCAUUUCUGCUCGUGAGCAGCAUGUGCACUAUCAUGAUACCUACCGUGCUCAAGUUGUUCGUGACCUUCUUAGACGAUGACCCAAGUACCCAGACAUGGGGUCGCGGCCUUGGCCUAGUAGUAAGCAUGUUCAUCGUGCAGGCGACGCAGAGUGUCUCUCAUCAGCGUUCCAUCUACGUAGCCUUCCGCUGCGCGUUGCAGUACCGCGCCGCGGUGAACUCGCUCAUCUUUGAGAAGUGCAUGAUCAUCUCCAGCAAGUCACUCUCGCAGCCGGAGAUGAACCCCGGGCGCAUUAUUAACAUGAUGAGCACCGAUGUGGAGGGGAUUUAUUUUUUUAUGCUUUUUUGCAUGUCUUUGUGGAGCAGCCCGAUGAUGCUGCUCCUCGUCAUUGCGCAGCUCUCGCGGUUGGUUGGCUGGUGUGCCAUCAUCGCAGUCUUCUCUUUCCUCGCCACCAUUCCCCUUAAUACCUUUUUCAUGGGCAUUCAGAUGCGCGCACGCCAGGAAAUCACGAAGGCUUCCGACGCGCGUGUCAAGGCAACAAACGAAUUCUUCUCGGGCAUACGGAUCGCGAAGUUCAUGGCGUGGGAGCCGUGCUUCGUCGCGAACAUCGAGGCGAAGCGUGCGGUAGAACUGAUGUUUCUCAAGAAGCUUCAGAAUGCACGUGUGGCGACAGCGUUUGUGAACAACGCUGCCCCGAUCUGUAUGAUUGCCCUCGUCUUCACAGUGUACUACCUGCUUGGACACGAGAUGAAACCCGCGGUUGUGUUUCCGGCCAUUGCGCUUCUCGGCGUCCUCCGCCAACUGUUCAAGGAGAUUCCAUGGGUGUUCUCAAUGGUUAUUCAAUUUAUAAUUUCUAUUGGUCGCAUUGGAAAGUUUCUGGAGUGCGACAACGCCGUCUGCUCCACUGUGCAGGACAUGGAAGAGUACAUCCGAGAGCAGCGCGGACACAGCACUGCGUGCCAGCUUGCCGCUGUACUGGAGAACGCAGACGUGACUGCGUUUGUGCCCGUGAAACUGCCGUUGGCGCCGAAGGUGAAGAUGUCGCUCUUUUCUCGGGCCCUGCGAAUGCUGUGCUGCGAGCAGUGCAGGCCUACCAAGAAGCGCCCGUCUCCAUCGGCUGUUGUCGAGGACAUGAGCUACUCCUCUCCGUCGAGUACGCUUCGUCACAUCAUAGAGGACGGCACCAGCGCCAUGGGCGGGGCAAAGUCGGCGUCUACCCGAAGCGCAAAGACGCCUCCGAUGGGGACAAAUGACUUCUUUGAGCUGGAGCCGAAGGUGCUGCUGCGCGACGUGUCUGUGAGUAUCCCGCACGGGAAGCUGACGGUUGUGCUUGGCGCGACGGGGAGCGGGAAGUCGACGCUGCUGCAGACGCUGCUGUCGCAGUUCGAGAUCAGCAAGGGCCGCGUGUGGGCGGAGCGGAGCAUCGCGUAUGUGCCGCAGCAGGCGUGGAUCAUGAACGCGACGGUGCGCGGCAACAUCCUGUUCUUCGAUGAGGAAGACACCGCGCGGCUUGCAGAUGCCGUGCGCGUGAGUCAGCUGGAGGCGGACGUUGCGCUGCUUGGCGGGGGGCUGGAGACGGAGAUCGGCGAGAAGGGCGUGAACCUGAGCGGCGGGCAGAAGGCGCGUGUAAGCCUUGCGCGCGCGGUAUACGCCAACCGCGACGUGUACCUGCUGGACGACCCACUGUCUGCGCUGGACGCGCACGUCGGCGAGCGCGUUAUGGAGGAGUGCUUCCUUGGCGCGCUUGCGGGGAAGACGCGCGUGCUCGCCACGCACCAGGUGCACGUCGUGGCGAGGGCGGACUGCGUUGUGGCGCUUGCUGGCGGGCGUGUGGAGUUCAGCGGAAGCAGCGAGGACUUCAUGCAGACCUCCAUCUACGCUGACAUGACUACUGGUGGAAUGGACAACAAGGAGGGUAAGAAUGCGAUCAAGCCCGAGUCUGUGCUCGAAAUGGAGGAGGAAGAGGAGGGAGGCACGAUGCUCGGCAAAAGAGUCAGCAAGCCGAAGGAAAAAGCGGAGGGGGGUGGUGCGGUAUCGGGAGACACCACUGCCAGCCCUUUUAUCAUCGCGGAGGAGAAGGCAUCUGGUGGUGUUCCGUGGUCUACCUACAUGGCCUACUUCCGCUGCUGCGGCGGCGUGCAUGUCGGAGCCAUCGUCAUUGCUGUCUUCGCUGUCACGGAGUUGAUCACCGUUUCUAGCAAUGUGUGGCUGUCGAGGUGGGCCACGAAGGAGGCGGGCAGCAGCGACUCUCGCUAUCUCACUGUGUACCUCCUCAUUGUGCUCGCGAGCGCUGCGGGGUAUCCAUUCCGCUUUUCCCUUUCGUACAGUGCGAUGCGCCGCGGCUGCAGCUCGAUGCAUCGCGCCAUUCUACGCUCCGUCACGGGAGGCACGAUGGAGUUUUUUGAUCGCACACCACUGGGGCGGUUGCUGAACCGUUUCUCCCGUGACAUUGACACCCUUGACAAUGGACUGCAGAUGUCCACCAUCUCCCUGCUGGAUUGUCUCUGCUCCAUCUCCGCGUCGAUUCUGGUCACCGCCUACUCGCAGCCGCUGGUGCUGCUCGCGCUUGUGCCGUGCGGGUACCUCUACUACCGCAUCAUGGGGUUCUACAACUCUGCCAACCGUGAAAUUCGCCGUCAGGCAAGUCUCCUCAAGACACCUGUUUUCACUUUGCUAACGGAACUCACGAAUGGCCACGCCACUAUCACGGCAUAUGGAAAGGCGAGGAUAGUAAUGGCUGAAGCGCUCAAGCGACUCGAUGUCGUCCACUCUUGCGGAAACUUAGAAAACACCACGAACAGGUGGCUGGCCGUCCGCAUCGAGUUCCUCAGCAACGUCGUCGUUACAUCAAUCGCAUUUGCCAGUGUGGUCACGACAUGCGCGCACUUAACGCGAGUUGAAGUCGGUCUCAUCUCCCUCUCGCUCACCAUGGCGAUGCAGACCACCGGCGAGUUGAACUGGCUUGUGCGAAUGGUGGCGGCCAUGGAGGCGGACAUGAACAGCGUGGAGCGCAUGCUGUACUACAUUCACGAAGUGCCGCAGGAGGACAUGCCAGAGCUGGACGUGGAGGUGGACACGCUGAAGAAGCGGACGGGAAUGGCCGCGGACGUGACGGGGACUGUUGUUAUCGAGCCUGCGAGCCCGACGAGCACCGCGCCACACCCUGUGCAGGCCGGGUCGCUGGUGUUCGAGGAUGUGCGGAUGCGGUACCGCGAGGGGCUGCCGCUCGUGCUGCGCGGCGUGAGCUUCCAGAUCGCGCCGCGCGAGAAGGUCGGCGUUGUUGGGCGGACGGGGAGCGGGAAGUCGACGCUGCUGCUGACGUUCAUGCGGAUGGUGGAGGUGUGCGGCGGGGCGAUCCGCGUGAACGGGCGCGACAUCGGCGCGUACGGGCUGCGCGAGCUGCGGCGGCAGUUCUCGAUGAUCCCGCAGGACCCCGUGCUGUUCGACGGGUCUGUGCGGCUGAACGUGGACCCGUUCCUGGAGGCGUCGCCUGCGGAGGUGUGGGCCGCGCUGGAGCUUGUGGGGCUUCGCGAGCGCGUUGCGUCGGAGAGCGAGGGGAUCGACAGCCGCGUGCUGGAGGGCGGGUCGAACUACAGCGUGGGGCAGCGGCAGCUGAUGUGCAUGGCGCGCGCGCUGCUGAAGAGGGGGAGCGGCUUCAUUCUGAUGGACGAGGCGACGGCGAACAUCGACCCGGCGCUUGACCGGCAGAUCCAGGCAACUGUGAUGAGCGCGUUCUCGGCGUACACUGUGAUCACGAUCGCGCACCGGCUGCACACUGUCGCGCAGUACGACAAGAUCAUCGUGAUGGACCACGGUGUUGUUGCGGAGAUGGGCAGCCCACGCGAGCUGGUGAUGAACUCUCAGUCUCUCUUCCACAACAUGGUGGUUGCAGGAGGGCCGUCUGUGCUGCGCCAUUUCUUGUCCCUCGUGUCGCGUCGCGGCAACGAAGUAAUGCUGUGCUCAGAGCGCGGUUAG